AUGGAUAAUAAUAUUCUUGGCCUUCUCAAACUUCGUAUCAAAAGAGGAAUUGAUCUUGCAAUUCGUGAUGCUAAUACCAGCGAUCCUUAUGUUGUUGUCCAAAUGGGUGACCAGAAGCUGAAGACUCGUGUAGUGAAAAACAAUUGCAACCCUGAAUGGAAUGAAGAACUAACCCUUUCAAUAAGGGAUAUUAAAACUCCAAUACGUCUCACAGUUUUUGACAAAGAUACAUUCUCCAUAGAUGACAAAAUGGGUGAUGCCGAUGUAGACUUGAAACCAUAUGCUCAAGCUAUGCAAAUGAAGUUGGCCACUCUUCCAGAUGGAUGUGCAAUCAAGAGGGUUCAAGCAAACAGGACUAAUUGUCUUGCUGAAGAGAGUAGUUGUAUUUGGAAAAAUGGUAAGAUCAUUCAACAAAUGAUUCUAAGAUUGAGAAAUGUUGAGAGUGGGGAAUUGGUUGUUGAAAUUGAGUGGGUGGAUAUUCCUGGUAGCACAGGUAUAUCAGGGGGGACAUAG
Molecule: messenger RNA, 513 nt
Organism: Vicia faba (fava bean)
Lineage: Eukaryota; Viridiplantae; Streptophyta; Magnoliopsida; Fabales; Fabaceae
Source: the annotation of a GenBank genome assembly